ACCGUCAGCUCUGUCCUCCACCGCCGCCUAGCACAACCUCCAUCGGCCCGCAGCAGGCUCAAGCGCCCAUGGCGGUGUGCCAGUUCUUCCUGCGUGGCCAGUGCCGCUUCGGUGACUCGUGCAGGAACGAGCACCCACGCGGCAACCCGUCGACCGCCUUCGGCGCUCCCUCGGCCUUCGGCGCCACCUCAGCCUUUGGCUCCUCGGCCGCGCCAUCUGCAUUCGGCGCCGCAGCGCCAUCUGCCUUUGGCGCUGCCGCUCCCUCGGCCUUUGGAGGCGGCGCGCCGUCCGCCUUUGGCGGCAGCAGUGCGCCCUCUGCCUUUGGCCAGAGCACGGCCAACCGCGGCGCCUCGGCCUUCGGAAGCUUCGCCUCUGCAGCACCGCCGGCGACGUUUGGCGGCGCAGCAAGCCAGCCCCGUCCCUCAGCGUUCGGCGGCUCGGCCGCACCCACAUCCGCCUUUGGCAGCUCUGCUGCGCCCGCAUCUGCCUUCGGCAGCACGCCUCGCGGCGGCAACGCGACGCAGAGUAGCGCAGCGCCUCACACUCUGGGCUCGGGUCCAGCAUGGGCCGCCGGUCAGGUGGCACUCAAUGCCGACACGAUCUUCGAAGACGUGCGAGCUCAAGCGCUGCCCGUCUGGAGGCUCUCCUGCUACGGCCCGGCGCGCAAUGAGCCGAACCUGAAGGAUGGCGACUAUAGUCCGGAGGAGAUGCGUUGGAACGCAUUGCAGGCGCUGAAGGAGGGCAAAGGCGCUGAAUACGUCUCGCAAGAGCAACAGCUCGCGGCGAGCGCCCAGACUGCGUUCCAGACGCUUGCACAAGAUCGCAGCGCAGCGCUCAGACAGGCGGAGGCGAACCGGGCAAAAGCGCUGGGCAAAGACGCUCCGCCGGCUUCGCAGCCUGCUGGCGCCUCCGCUUUCGGUGCGAGCGCACCAUCAGCGUUCGGCGGGCAGGCUGCUCCAUCGGCUUUCGGAGCGCCAUCAGCGUUCGGUGCACCGUCUGCGUUCGGCGCUGCGAAGGCGCCAUCAGCGUUCGGCGGCGCUCCGGCUGCCUCAGGAGCGUCUGCGUUCGGCGGCACCUCGGCUCCGUCUGCCUUUGGCGGUACCGCUGCGCCGAGCGCCUUCGGCUCGACAUCAGCGUUCGGCGCACCAUCAGCAUUCGGUGCGGCAGCAAACAGCGGCGGCAGCGCAUUCGGAUCCACGAGCGCGUUCGGCGCCGCAGCGAAGCCGAGCGCCUUUGGCUCGUCCACCAGCGCUGCGCCAUCAGCAUUCGGCGCACCCUCUGCUUUCGGCGCUGCUGCUGCUCCGCAGGCCUCAGCGUUCGGCGCGCCCUCGGCCUUUGGAAACGCAGCCGCCACGAGCGGUAGUGCUUUCGGAGCCACAUCCGCAGCACCUGCCACAUCGACUGCUGCUCCUUCGGCCUUCGGUGCGCCGAGCGCCUUUGGCGCAGCUGCGAGCGGUGGGAGCGCCUUUGGCUCCACGAGUGCCUUUGGCGCUACAGCUGCUCCGAGCGCAUUUGGCAGCACCAGUGCAUUCGGCAGUCAAGCUCAGCCGCAAGGCACACCCGCAUUCGGCGCAAGCAGUACGCCAGCUUCAGCAUUCGGAGCUGCGGCGGCGCCUGCCCCGACUUCUGCCUUCGGCGGUGCCAGCGCCUUCGGCUCUCAGGCGACUUCUGCCUUUGGAGGCGGUGCCUUCGGAGGCGGCGCAGCCACGCAGAGCGCCUCGAUGCCAGCUGCAAAGCGCGGCGCAGACGCCUACGCCGACAGCGCACCCGCAGAGAAGGACGUGCCGCCGCCGAUCCUGGACCUCUUCAAAGCCGACAUCUUCGAGUGGGGCGCCGUGCCCGGCGUCGAGCCUCCACUCGCUGUCCGGUGACUGAUCGCAUUGUUCCGCUGCCUUCUCCAUCACUCUGUACAACACUAAUUGCAUGCUUCUCUCGU
Messenger RNA from Tilletiopsis washingtonensis, 1936 nucleotides. RefSeq lists its product as hypothetical. The transcript is spliced from 3 exons. NCBI's taxonomy places the organism in Eukaryota, Fungi, Basidiomycota, Exobasidiomycetes, Entylomatales. The record is from RefSeq and is a predicted model, not a curated record. Gene Ontology annotation, molecular function: metal ion binding. Bases 69 to 1871 code for a protein of 600 amino acids.